Molecule: messenger RNA, 4290 nt
Organism: Portunus trituberculatus (swimming crab)
Lineage: Eukaryota; Metazoa; Arthropoda; Malacostraca; Decapoda; Portunidae
Exons: 4
Coding region: 1-4290 (1429 amino acids)
Biological process (GO): DNA integration
Molecular function (GO): zinc ion binding; nucleic acid binding
Source: RefSeq, a predicted model, not a curated record
AUGCGCGCCACUUGCUGUCUGCGGCCCGGAAGCAAGUGUUCAUCCUCUACCGUUCUUCUGUGGCUCCUGUAUGCCUGCGGUAGGGCUCAGGCCGAUGCUUUGGGUCUUGAGGGUGCUGAGCUUGGUCAGUAUGUUCUACAACAACAAGCUAUUGAGAGGGACCAGCGAGCUACCGAGAGAGAAGAGAAGCGGCUCCUAGCAGAGAGAGAAGAAAGAGCUGCUGAGAGAGACUUCCAACUUGCUAAGCUUCAAGCUGAGAAGGAGAUACAGCUCGCCCGCAGCACCGGUCAAGGAAAAGUGAGUACUUCUUCCUGUGAGAACGUCAGAGGACCGAAGUUGCCAACUUAUCAAGAGGGAGAUGAUAUAAGCAACUUCCUCGUGCGCUUUGAAAGGGUGGCUGAACUACUCCAGAUUGAUAAGGAUAGCUACGCUGCAAGACUUGGGUGUCUCCUCACGGGUAAGGCUACUGAACUGUAUACGUCGUUGUCUGCUGACAUAACUGAAGAUUACGCUCUUCUGAAGAAAGCUCUCCUCACUGGGUUCAGUAAGACCGCCGACAACUACCGUCUGGAGUUCCGCCAAGCCAGGAUUAGGGUUGGGGAAAAUUAUCAGCAGUUCUCUGUCCAUCUGACUCGACUGUUCCAGGCAUGGUCGGAGGCAUCUGAUGUCGCCCACACUUUUGAAGGUCUUAAAAAAUUCAUCCUGCUUGACCAGUUUUUGACUAAUCUUUCUCCAGAUUUGAGGGUUUUCAUCAAGGAGCGUCGGCCGACAGACCUUCCCGACGCAGUAAGGCUUGCCGACGACUGGUCAUCUGCCCGUCACGCCUACCCGAAAGCCUACUCUUCUAGUUCCCGAGGAACUUCUAAAGCUGCCUCUGGGGUAAGCCCUACAUCAUCUCAAGGUGACUCCAGCAAGUCCUCUGUCCAGUCCACCCCUAAGAAAAUUACGUGCCACCAGUGUGGAGAAGACGGCCAUAUUCGGCCGCGCUGCCCUAAGAAUCCCGCGCCUUCAAGGAUUGGGAAGCGGAGUGUCCCAAACUAUUCUGUCUCGGGCACCAUUAACGGAUCUUGGAGCUCGAACAUCAUCCGUGACACUGGCUGCUCGUGUGUGGUAGUCUCAGAAGAGGUGCUUCCAGACGUAGAUGUGGAGAGUUGUCCCAAGAUUUCCCUAGCUGACUACUUGGGAAGAGUAGACAAAUUCCCAGUUGUAAAGUGCUACGUGCGCUGCCCCUUCUACACUGGUUGGACUGAGGUGGUGAGAGCUCCUAUAAAGUUUGCUGGCGCUCUGAUAGGAAACAUCCCGGGAGUUAUGGAUCCCCAGGUCUCUAAUCCUUCUCCAGCUCCUCUUCCUGAUUCCAGCAGGGCAUCCUUGUCAUCAGAGCUGCAGCCGGAGGUUUCUACCAGUGCUUCGACUGUGUCUUCGGCUGACCAAGUACACGCUGUUACCACCCGUGCCGGAAGGAUGAAAAGACUGCAUCCUCUGGUACUUCCAGAACUUCAGCCUCUCUCCAUGACCCCUCAAGAGUUCAACCAACUGCAAGCCUCGUGUCCUUCCUUAACUGGGGUACGACAGAAAGCCUCUACGGGAGAAGUUGAGAAAGCCAGGAACGGGUCGUCCUUCCAGUACCUGUACGUCAAUGGGCUUCUCUACCGCAAGUGCCUCACUUCUCAGCUUCCAAAUAAGGUAGGCCAACAAUGCCUGGUUGUCCCAAGUGAGUGUCGCCAGAUCAUACUCUCAGUGGCCCACGAGAGUCCCUUGGCUGGACAUUUCUCUCACCGCAAGACUGAGUUGAAAAUUUAUGAACAUUUCUUUUGGCCAGGUAUGGGAGCGGAUAUCCGUGCCUACUGCCGCUCUUGUGACAAGUGCCAACGGAUGUCAUCAAAGGGCCGGGUGCGUCCUGUCCCUCUUCAGCCCCUACCUGUGAUCACCGAGCCUUUUUCCCGAGUCGCCAUUGACCUCGUUGGACCUCUUUCUCCUCCAUCUUCCGAGGGCCAUAGACACAUUCUUACCUUAAUAGAUUUUGCAACUGGGUUUCCAGAGGCCCUGCCACUUAAGGACAUAGACUCAGUAUCAGUAGCUGAAGCCUUACUAGUGAUAUUUGCACGUGUAGGAAUUCCUAGAGAAAUCCUCUCUGAUCGAGGAACUCAGUUUACCUCCAGUCUGUUAUCAGAGUUACAUAAGCUGCUUGGUGUUAAACCUAUUUUCACAACUCCUUUCCAUCCCAGUGGCAAUGGACGCAUAGAGAGGCUCCAUGGUCCUCUCAAGGCAGCUCUGCGCAAGCUCUGUGCUGACAAACCCAGGAGUGGCACCGUUACCUCGUUCCCACGCUCUUCGCCCUCAGGGAAAUCCCCAGUGAUCGGACCGGGACCUCUCACGGUGUUGAAGGAGUUGUGGGAUAAUCAGGACAUCCAGGGAGAAGAAAGAACCAGCUUCCAAUACGUCCUGGAACUUCGAAACAAGUUGUCAGAAUGUGCCCAGCUUGCUGCUCAAGCAGCUGAUGUAAGUACUGCCCGUUACAAGUCCUAUUUUGAUCUUAAAUCUCAGGACAGGAAGUUUAAUCCAGGUGACGAGGUACUAGUUCUUCUUCCCAGCCACACAAGCAAGUUAUUGGUAGCAUGGAAUGGUCCAUACAAGGUCCUUGAAAGACGUGGUAAUGUUGAUUACCUUAUAGACGAGCCUCGUGGGCCUAAACUAUACCACGCCAAUCUACUUAAAAGAUACCAUCGACGAGCAGUUGUUAACAGGCUCCAUGUUCUCGACGAGAUUCAAUCUCUCGAAACAAGCGAACCCCAGGACAGCACCGUUCCCGUCGUGGAGGAGAAAUUGCCUGACGCCAGCUCCACGGAACUGCCCAUUACGGCCGAUGAAUGGCUGGAUUCUUCACCACCAAGUAUGCCGGAGAUAAAUCCCUCCUUGCCCUGGGAACAACGAGGCGACAUCGAGGACUUACUGCUGGACUACAGGGAUGUAUUCUCCACCACACCUGGCUGUACCUCGACUAUCAUGCACGAUAUUGUCCUCACCACCACCAACAGGAUUCAAGCUAGGUUGUACCCUGUCCCUAUUCACCUUAGACCUCACUUUGAUGAAGAAGUAGAUAGCCUUUUGGAACAAGGGAUAAUUCAAUUGUCUUCCUCUCCCCACUGUAGUCCUGUUGUAAUGGUUCGGAAGUCUGACGGUUCCUACAGGAUGGCUAUUGAUUACCGGAAAUUGAACUCCGUUACGGUCUUCCACGCUGAGCCGUCUUGUAAUAUGGAAGAAGACCUUCACAUGUUCGCUGGUGCUAAAUACUUCUCGGAAAUUGACCUCUGCAAGGCUUAUUACCAAAUUCCAUUGACAGACAGAGCCAAACCCCUAACUGCCUUUCCAACUCAUCGUGGUCUCAUGGAAUUCUGCCGCUUACCCUUCGGACUUGUCACAGCAUGUGCUACCUACGUCCGUCUGAUGCGUCUUGUCCUCGCCGGGUUACCCAACAUUUCUUUCUACUUUGAUAAUAUAUUUGUCCACUCUUCAGAUUGGCCUCAGCAUAUCAGCGCCCUCAGAGCUACGCUUGAGAGACUACGCUCCCACAACCUGACUGCCAAGCCUUCCAAGUGCCGCUUCGGUGUUCACUCCAUCCACUAUCUCGGAUUCGUACUAGACGGAGAACAGCUGAGACCUCAGAACAGCAAGAUGGAAGCGCUGUGCAGGAUAACUCCCCCUCUGUCCAAGAAAGCUCUCCGCAGUUUUCUAGGUAUGAUUGCCUUUUAUAGGAUGUUUAUUCCCCAGGCUUCAGACUACACCGGACCACUCUCUGACCUCUUGAAGAAAGGAGUCCGCGAACCUCUCGCCUGGGAUGAGACUGCGUUGAGCUGCUUCAAUCACCUGAAGCAAGUGUUGUCCAGCACACCAGUACUACAAGUUCCAGAUUGUGGUUCCCCUUUCAUCCUUCGGAGUGACGCUUCAAGUCACGGACUAGGAUCUGUUCUGCUGCAAUACCAUCAGGGGGUGCCUCAUCCUGUCGCCUAUGCCAGCAGGAAGCUCCUGGACCGGGAAAAGAGGUAUUCCACCAUAGAACGUGAGUGUCUUGCUGUUGUGUUUGGUGUGCUCCGCUUUGACUAUUAUCUCAGAGGUCGUGAAUUCAUAUUAGAAGUGGACCACAAGCCCUUGUUGUACUUGGAAACCUUUAAAGGCAAGAAUGAUAGGGUGUUGAGAUGGGCCUUAAGUCUACAAGCCUACCGGUUCAGAGUCGUCCAUAUUGCUGGGAAGGACAACGUGGGAGCAGAUUUAAUGAGCAGACUCCCAGCCUAA